Molecule: messenger RNA, 1895 nt
Organism: Capra hircus (goat)
Lineage: Eukaryota; Metazoa; Chordata; Mammalia; Artiodactyla; Bovidae
Product: metastasis-associated protein MTA1
Exons: 16
Coding region: 65-1465 (466 amino acids)
Biological process (GO): double-strand break repair; response to ionizing radiation; negative regulation of transcription by RNA polymerase II
Cellular component (GO): NuRD complex; nucleoplasm
Molecular function (GO): histone deacetylase binding; transcription corepressor activity; chromatin binding
Source: RefSeq, a predicted model, not a curated record
UUCCCUGUGCUGACGUCUCUGGAGCCACACCCAUCCAACCCAGGUGCCCCCCCGCACUGCGAAGAUGUUCCAGGGGGCGGGCUGUGGACGCCGGCCUGGAGCAGCGACCCUGCCUCAGCUCACCCGCCCCCGUAGCGAGGACCCUGGGGCGGGUGAGGGCUCCGCACGGCUGACAUGCUCUCCCCCGACCCCCUUCGCAGAUUACGUCUACUUCGAGAACUCCUCCAGCAACCCGUACCUGAUCCGGAGGAUCGAAGAGCUCAACAAGACGGCCAGCGGGAACGUGGAGGCCAAGGUGGUGUGCUUCUACCGGCGCCGUGACAUCUCCAGCAGCCUCAUCGCCCUGGCCGACAAGCACGCCACCCUGUCAGUCUGCUAUAAGACCGGAUCGGGGGCCGACGCCAGCGAGGAAGGAGAAAUAGAGGAGGAGAUGGAGAACCCGGAGAUGGUAGACCUGCCUGAGAAGCUCAAGCACCAGCUGCGGCAUCGGGAGUUGUUCCUGUCCAGACAGCUGGAGUCCUUGCCUGCCACGCACAUCAGGGGGAAGUGCAGCGUCACUUUGCUGAAUGAGACCGAGUCCCUCAAGUCCUACCUGGAGCGGGAGGACUUCUUCUUCUACUCUCUGGUCUACGACCCCCAGCAGAAGACCCUCCUGGCAGACAAGGGGGAGAUCCGGGUGGGGAACCGGUACCAGGCGGACAUCACCGACCUGCUGAAAGAAGGUGAGGAGGACGGCCGAGACCAGUCCAAGCUGGAGACCAAGGUGUGGGAGGCCCGCAACCCGCUCGUGGACAAGCAGAUUGACCAGUUCCUGGUGGUGGCCCGCUCUGUGGGCACCUUUGCCCGGGCCCUGGACUGCAGCAGCUCCGUCCGGCAGCCCAGCCUGCACAUGAGCGCCGCGGCCGCCUCCCGGGACAUCACCCUGUUCCACGCCAUGGACACGCUGCACCGGAGCGUGUAUGACGUCGCCAAGGCCAUCUCAGCCCUGGUGCCGCAGGGCGGGCCCGUGCUCUGCAGGGACGAGAUGGAGGAGUGGUCAGCCUCGGAGGCCAGCCUUUUCGAGGAGGCCCUGGAGAAGUACGGGAAGGACUUCACAGACAUUCAGCAAGACUUCCUUCCCUGGAAGUCGCUCACCAGCAUCAUCGAGUACUACUACAUGUGGAAGACCACGGACAGAUACGUGCAGCAGAAACGCUUGAAAGCGGCUGAAGCGGAGAGCAAGUUGAAGCAAGUUUAUAUCCCCAACUAUAACAAGCCAAACCCGAACCAGAUCAGCGUCAACAACGUCAAGGCAGGCGUGGUGAACGGCGCGGGGCCGCCAGGCCAGAGCCCUGGGGCCGGCCGGGCCUGCGAGAGCUGUUACAUGUCGCCUCUGCGCAUCUUGUUGGACAUAUUGGAAGAAAUAUGGUGGCUUGAAAAUGCCAACCCGGUUAGAUGGAGAGAGGCCGGGACCCAACCGCAGUAACAUGAGCCCCCACGGCAUCCCGGCGCGGAGCAGCGGGAGCCCCAAGUUCGCGAUGAAGACGCGACAGGCUUUCUACCUGCACACCACCAAGCUCACGCGCAUCGCCCGGCGCCUGUGCCGCGAGAUCCUGCGCCCCUGGCGCGCCGCCCGCCACCCCUACACGCCCAUCAACGGCGCGGCCAUCAAGGCCGAGUGCACGGCUCGGCUGCCGGAAGCCUCCCAGAGCCCGCUGGUGCUGAAGCAGGCCACGCGGAAGCCCUUGGAGGCCGUGCUGCGGUUCCUCGAGACGCACCCCCGCCCCCCCAAGCCCGACCCAGUGAAGAGUGUAUCUGGCGUGCUCAGCGGCCUGACCCCUGCCAAGUCGGCCCCUGUCAUCAACAACGGCUCCCCCACCAUCCUGGGCAAGAGGAGCUACGAGCAGCACAACGGG